This is a messenger RNA of Cladocopium goreaui, 3477 nucleotides long. Lineage: Eukaryota; Dinophyceae; Suessiales; Symbiodiniaceae. The record is from the annotation of a GenBank genome assembly.
AUGUUGUACAGUUGUUUCACUUCUGUUUUGGCUCAAGUUGCGCUGCAAGGGAGUAGCGAACGUAGCUCCGCUUACCGCGAGACUCUUUGCGAGCAAAAGGCAGCUGCGCCCGUCGGUGUGGGCGUGUUCGCAAUUGGGGGCUGUUCUGGGAAACGGUCCUGUUUGGAUCGUUCGCGGUUCGCGGGUGCGUUUCGCCCCGCUGAACGCGGCGUGUCUUUGGGGCCGCGGGCUGUGCUCGUGGUUCACGGCACGGCGAUCAACGCGGGCCGGGUGCCGACGCCAGGGGAGUUGUCGUUCCCGCAGUGGCAGGCCUGGCGGCGAGACGAGGGACGUCGUCCUACAGUCGCGAGGGAUGGAAGAGGCAUCCGGACGCGAGACGAAGUGGCCCUUUGGAGAGAGGUCAUGGCCGCCCUCUAUGGAGAAGGGAGGGCCGACGAGUUGGCUUCGGAGGAUGAAGGGGAGCAGGCACUGGCUAUCAGAGGUUUGUCUCCCUCUGAGCCGUACUCUCCGGAAUCCGCUCCUGGAUCGGUCGAAGAGGGCCGGGGGGCCAGUCCUCGUCCUUCCUCUGCAGGAGCAGGCGGAGGUGCCAGCGUGGUGAGCCUCAGGGGCAAAUUGGAUGCGCUCUACGACCCUACCGCUGAGGACUUUGGUGCGUAUCUCAUGAGGAUGGGGAGAGUGAUUAAUGCGCUGAACAGUCUUGACGCUCAGAUCCCAGCGGGUAUGUUGGAAAAGGUCACCAGAAAGGCGGAGCUGGUGAUUGAGUUGUACGCAGAAUUUGGAGAGCUGAGCCGAGGCAAAGGGGUGAAGUUCUUAAGGGACAAGUUCGUAGCAACCGUUCAAGACGAGAAGCUCGACGCAACGGAAAGAGAACUUUCAGUCCAAGCCAUCGGCGAGAUCAUUGAAAGGCUCGGAGGACGGUUGAGCAGUAGCCCUGACAAGCUCUUCAGCACACCUUCGGAUGAUCAGAAAGGUGCUGGAGCGGGCCAAAAGGGGACGGGCUCUGCUCCGUCAGCAAAGGUGAGAGUGCCAGAGCGACCAAAGGGAAACGGAGAUUCGCCGAUGCAGGCCAGAUUGGCGGCCUUGGAAAUGGAAUUGGAAGCCUUAAGACAAGAAAGGGCAGGGUCUGACGCAGCCUCGAUGGCGAGCGGGCAGGAACAGACCCUGGCCGCGGCGCUUGAGGAACAAACCAAGGUUCUCAAGGAAGCGCUCGCGGGCCGAGGGAAGGACACGUCAAUCACUUCGGUGAAAACUGACUUGCAUUGGCCCACCUUGGGAGAUGAAAGAGCUGACUCCCGGGACGUGUCUCAGUUUUACGAAGAAUUUGAAGAUGUCUGUGGUCUGGCAAACUCUUGCCGCGGCAUGGGCCAUAGAGAGAUGCUUCUGGCGUUAAGGGCUCGUUGCCGCGGUUCACGCCUCAAGACAUAUCAGAAUAUGUACAAGGCUGCAUGGAAGGCCGGUGAGGUUCUCAGCGACCCAGGCUCAGUCUAUGAAAAGAUCAAGGCCAAACAUCUGAUGUUUAGUGAGAGCCGGGAAGAGCGUGAGAUCAGAAUUGAUGCUGAGCACGCGGCGCUGAUGAAGGGUCGCCUCACGGGGCAUCAGUUCGAGCCUGUCUUUGAAGCGUCGGUUGCGGAGCUUGAGGCUGUCGGGUUGGGGAAGACCCCUAGAGAACUCUUCCUCAGCUACCUUCGGAAGAUGCCGCCGUCGCUUCAGAAGGAAAUCAGAGCUGAUAAGAGGAUCUGGGGCGAGGAAGAUCGGAUGCGCGGCGCACAGACAUGGGAAGAGGCGCACAGGGUGGUCCUUGAGAUUGAACAACGCGAAGCCACCAAUCGCGCCACCGCCAAUGCCGUGUAUGCUGCCGCUCCAAGCGCAAGCGCCCAGAACUCAGAUCCUCGGCCGAACGCCAAUCCUCAGGGCCCGGGUCCCAAACCAAAGGCGAAGGCAAAGCCCACCCAGGUUGGAGUCACCGCGGGGGAUCCUCGAAAGGAGAGGCUUUGUUGGGAUUUUCGGGACCACGGAUCUUGCAGAAAGGGCCGGGAGUGUCCUUUCUCGCACGAUAAGGAGCUGCGCAAGAAGGCGUUGGAACAGAAAGGAAAAGGAUUAGCGAAUCCUUUCGCAGCUUUCACUGUGGUGACAUGCGGGCCAAACGACCCUGCGCCAAAGCCUGCGGUCGCUGCUGCCGUUCUCGCGGCAGCGACGCGGCCGGAGCAAAAUCCUAAGUCCAAAGCUGAUGUGUUCACUAGCCUAGACCAAUUGCCGAAGGAUUGGUGGAAGGUUGUGGAGAAUGAACGAGGCGGAUAUCAGUAUAAGACCGUUACCAAGGUGUUGGAUAAAAUGGUAGAGACGCUGCUGGACGGAGGGGCUGGAUCCAACCAUGUCACUGAAGAGUUGGUUGUCAGCAUCCUCAAUAGAGCGGCGGCGCUUGGAUUGAAACCAGGCGACAAGGGAUUCCCGAUCGUCCAGUUUGAGCAAUGGGUCUAUCCGGAGUUCGUCCAUGGAAUUGCGAGCGGCUCUCCAGUCCCUCUCAAGGGGUCUGUGGUGCUGAAGGUACGGUUGCAAGAAGGCCCUGAUACAGAUCGGUGCGUGGACGGUCAUGAACUCUACGUCCGUUGCAAGAUCGCUGCCAAGGGAACCAGCGAUUGGCACGGGUUGAUUCUCGGCGGGCGCGCCCUCGACUGCGAGGCGCGUCGCGGGCUCGGUUUCAGGCCUGGACCACAGGCGCAUAUCUUGGACACCCUGGGCGUCCAGAUCCCGAGGUGUGAAGACGCGUCGUCCGAAAGGAAGGAUCGGGCUUACGUAUUCCGCUCAGUAGUAUCAGGCGUAGAAGCCGGCGCCGAGGAUUUUUGUGAACCGUGUACUGGCAGGAAGGCGGCUGUCGUCUUUACAGGUGAAGAGGCAGUGCAGCUGCUGCCUGGGGAAGGUGCCCUUGUGCCGGUUCAAGUUCAAGGAGAAUGGAUUUCGGAAGCUUCAGAGUGCGAGGCGGUUUUGCCGAUUGAAGGAAAGAUCGAAGUUGUUCCUGGUUUGUGGAACACUGGCGGCCGAGAAGGCAUGGUGCUGGUGACCCCGCGGCACGACGAAGCCGUGUUGGAAAAGGGGGACCCAGUGGCUGAGUUGAGGAGCGGCUUGGCCGCGUCCACUCUUUGUGGGUGCGGGGCUGUCGACACCGUAUUUCAAUCCGCAGGUCCGCCGUCAAAAGCGAGAUGCAAGGACUGCGGAGGACCCCGGAUGGAGGUGGAAAAUCGGAAAUGCUACGCAUGCGGAGUCGAAAGGACGAAAGAAGUUCACCGCCUGCAGGGCUGCCGUUGCGGCCGAAGGCCCCGAGAACGUGCUUCUCAAGGAAGUAAGGCUCGAGGCUAUGGGCUCCUGGCUACUAUGGUGGGAUUGGUUUCGCUCGCUACAGGAGCACCAAACAACUUUGCUUACGUGGCUCGUGAUGGCCGCGAAGAGAAGUCGGAUCACUGGGCGACUUUCCCUGCCUAG